Molecule: messenger RNA, 2190 nt
Organism: Phodopus roborovskii (desert hamster)
Lineage: Eukaryota; Metazoa; Chordata; Mammalia; Rodentia; Cricetidae
Gene: Tsc22d3
Product: TSC22 domain family member 3
Exons: 4
Coding region: 228-839 (203 amino acids)
Biological process (GO): regulation of transcription by RNA polymerase II
Source: RefSeq, a predicted model, not a curated record
AUUCUCCCAGAUCCCUCCGCCGCCAUUACCGGACUCAUCACUCCUUUUCUGGCUCUGCCGGCGGGUGGCUGAGCAGAAGUCUCUGGAAGGAGCGAAGGAGACAGAGCACCUGAAGCAGCAGCUUGUCAUUUCCAGGCACCCUGGAGUCCCAAAAGGCCAGCUCGGCGGGUGCGCACCUGCCAGCCACCCCUGACUCCGCUGAUCAGGCAGCCUCCAAGCCUGAGGAGAUGGCCCAGUCCAAGAGCAAGACCGACUGCCGCUCACCUGUCGGUCUCGACUGCUGCAACUGCUGUCUGGAUCUGGCCAACCGGAGCAAUCUCCAGAGAGGCAGCGGCGGGGACAACCCGAGCAGCCCCACCGUGAGCAACUUUAAGCAGCUGCAGGAGAAGCUGAUCUUCGAGAACCUCAACACUGACAAGCUCAACAACAUAAUGCGGCAGGAUUCCCUGGAGCCCGUGCUGCGGGACCCCUGCUACCUGAUCAACGAGGGCAUCUGCAACCGCAACAUCGACCAGACCAUGCUCUCCAUCCUGCUCUUCUUCCACAGUGCCUCCGGAGCGAGCGUGGUGGCCCUAGACAACAAGAUUGAGCAGGCCAUGGAUCUAGUGAAGAAUCAUCUGAUGUAUGCUGUGAGAGAGGAGGUGGAGAUCCUAAAGGAGCAGAUUCGUGAGCUGGUGGAGAAGAACUCCCAGCUGGAGCGUGAGAACACCCUCCUGAAGACCCUGGCAAGCCCGGAGCAGCUGGAAAAGUUCCAGUCCCGGCUGAGCCCUGAAGAGCCAGCACCUGAAGCCCCAGAAACCCCAGAAACCCCAGAAGCCCCUGAUGGUUCUGCAGUGUAAGUGGCUCUGUCCUCAGGGUGGGCAGAGCCACAACUUGUUCUACCUAGUUCUUUCCGGUUUGUUUUUUGGUUCCCCAAGCGUCAUCUCAUGUGGAGAACUUUACACCUAACAUAGCUGGUGCCAAGAGAUGUACCAAGGACACGGCCAUCUGGGUCCACUCCAGUGACAGACCCCUGACAAAUAGCAGGUCUCUGGAAACUGAGUUGCAUGGGGCCUAGUAACCCCAAGCCAGUGAGCCUCUCAUGGUACCGGGUCCAGGGCCUUCCAGGACCUGGGCAACUUAGUUACAGCUGGCAAAGGAGAAAGUAGUUUGAGAUGUAAUGCCAGUGUGCUCCAGAAAGUAUAAGGGGUCUGUUUUUCAUUUCCAUGGACAUACAUCUUCCACAGCUUCAUCUGACAACUGUUCUAUGAAGAAGCCACUUGUGUUUUAGGCAGAGGCAAUCUCUCUCUUCUCCUCUGAUUUGCUCAGGCAGGGGCAGAGAUGGGAGAGAUUGAGCCAAGUCAGCCUUCUGUUGGUUAAUAUGGUAUAAUGCAUGGCUUUGUGCACAGCCCAGUGUGGGAUUACAGCUUUGGGAUGACCGCUUACAAAGUUCUGUUUGGUUAGUAUUGGCAUAGUUUUUCUAUAUAGCCAUAAAUGUAUAUAUAUACCCAUAGGGCUAGAUCUAUAUCUUAGUGUAGUGAUGUAUACAUACACACACACAUACACCUACAUGUUGAAGGGCCUAAUCAGCUUUGGGAGUACUGACUGGUCCCUUACCUCUUAAAGCUAAUUUUUUGACUGUGCUAACUUACCAAAUUGAUCCACUUUGUCAUUUAGAUUAACUAAGAGUCAAGAUAUAAGGGAGGGAGAGGGGGACCAGCCUCACAAUGCGGUCACAGAUGCCUUGCUGCUGCAGCCCUCCCUCAUCUAUCCACUGAAGACGUGUGAAGUCCUCUUUUGAAUGCCAAACCCACCAUUCAUUGGUGCUGACUACAUAGAAUGGGGUUGAGAGAUGAUCAGCGUGGACUUCACCUUUUUGUUUGAGAAAAGUUUUUUAUUUGUUUUUGUUGUUAGUUUUGUUUUUGUUGUUGUUUUGGGGUUUUUUUUGUUUUUAUUUUUUAUUUUUUGUGGGAAACUUUGGGAUUAAUCAAAGUAUGGAGUCCUGUGGUGGACAACAGGAAUAAGUAGUUUUGGUCCCUUGGGGGUGCUGGGAGAUGUACCCAGGAAGUUUGUGUAAGAAGGUUCUGUGACAGUGAACACUUUACACAUUCUGACACCUUAUCCUGCUGUAUGUCUUCAGGAUUUGGAUUUUGAUUUUUCAGAUGUAGCUUGAAAUUUCAAUAAACUUUGCUCUUUUUUUCUAAAAAUAAA